This is a messenger RNA of Mycena citricolor, 5405 nucleotides long. The record is from the annotation of a GenBank genome assembly. NCBI's taxonomy places the organism in Eukaryota, Fungi, Basidiomycota, Agaricomycetes, Agaricales, Mycenaceae.
AGAGAUGGCUCGGGAUGUUGGACAAGACCUCAACCGACGAGUGCGCGUCGGCGCGCAAGUACUCGGUCCUGCCGCAGUCGUGACUGCCGAGCAGCAUGCCUUUGAUCUGCGUAUCAUUUGAUCGCACCAUGGCCUGUGGGAUUCGAGAGACCUGCUUCCGACCCCUCUCACCGCCAGCACACUCGGCGUCCUCUCGUUUCCCCUCCGCCCCGCAUGGCCCCUCCACUCGUUACUGUCCUUCUGGUUCUUCCUCUCAUCGUCUCGGCCCUCAGAUUAGACGUUACGCGAAGCAGACCGACGCCGGGAGUCGCACGCAGCAAUGGCCUCUCGAAAGUCUCGCUGUUAGCUACGACCAGUGGAUCCAACAGUUCGUCGGGCCUGAGCACUGUUCGGGACCUCAUUUACAUGGCUAACGUCAGCAUUGGGAACAAUUUCUAUCCCAUGCAACUCGACACAGGCUCCUCGGACGUGUGGGUGAAACCCGCGAUUACCCCGCUUCCCAACGCGAUUAGCACUGCCCAAACAUACAAUCUGACUUACGGAAUUGGGUGGGUUUCGGGCAAUGUCUCCUUUGCCCCGAUCACAUUCGCUGGCAUCAACGUAUCCUCGCAAGCGCUGUUGGAUGUAACUAGCGCCAAUAACCCCGCUUUGCAAUACGGCGCGGAUGGACUGCUCGGGCUCGGGUUUACGUCCAUGUCUUCCAUCGAUCACCUUCUGAACCAAACUGGCCAAACCACCGGCCGCAGCUUCCUGUUCAACCUGUUCCUCGACAACCCCUCUGAGCCCAAUUACAUUGCGUUCUCCCUGCAGCGCAGCACAGACAGUUCCGAUACAGUUCUAGGAAGUUUUUCAAUUGGAGAAGUCGAGCCGGCCUAUACCGCAGUUCUGAACACCACACAAAUUCCGACAUGGCCAACUUCAUACCCCAAGCGGUGGAACGUUCUCGUUGAAGCCUUGAUUAUCGCCUCGGACUCGACAUCCCAUACCGUGAUACCCAACACCACAGUCGCCAAUGCCCCCAGCAACCGGGCCGUCGCCUUGCUUGACAGUGGAACAUCCUAUUCGUAUGCCACGACUGAAAUCUGUGACGCGAUCUACGGAAGUGUUGGCGGAGCGCACUUCGAUUCCGACUUGAGCCAAUGGGUGGUGCCAUGUGAUGCGGAGAUCGACAUUGCACUUCAGAUUGCAGGGCAAGUCUUCCCGCUGCAUCCGUUGGAUGUCACGACCAGGAGUCUUGUCAAUGCUAGUGUUUGCGUAGGAUCCUUCAUUCCCCAGACAGUCUCUGUCGGGGCCGGCGAAUUCGACUUUUUGCUGGGAGACAGUGUUCUGCGGUCUCUGUAUGCCGUGUACGACUUUGGGGAUUUUGACAAGACUUUGACGAUGGGGGACCCCUAUGUGCAGCUGCUGUCUCUUGUGGAUCCAACUACCGCCUCAAAGGAUUUCCAUGCUGCUCGCGGCGGGGUCGCCAUCACCAACAUCACCUACAAUGCUGCUAACAGUUCUCCGGGUUCAGCCAGUUCUGUGACCAUCUCGGGAGACCUGAACAACACCCUGAACAAGAUUGUGACCUACUUGCCUGCGAUGUUGGGCAUCAUGGCUUUGAACGCUGCGGUUUUGCUGGCUCUGAUUGUCUUUGGUGUGGUCUACAUGUGUCGGAAUCGGCAGCCUCGUGCGACUGCCAGGAAGAACCGGGGUCGGGCAACCCCUCUGCCGAUGAAUCCUCGCAACAGCUACAUUGCCGGAGCCGAUCCACAGCCGCAUGCUUAUCAGCCUGUGUCGAUGGCGAUCACGGAGGACUUCAGUGCAAUGCGGCCGAUGUCGAUGAAUCCGCGCGAUAGUUUUGCGGCUGGCGUGCCGAUGGCAGAUCGAGCACCGGUCUCGAUGGCCAUUGAGGAUGACAUGUUCAUUCCACCCUCUCCGCAGGCGAGGGCCUUCAAGAGCAGUGGUCUGCGUCACAUGGAUCGGCCUGUCAGUACCGUGGAGGAACAGCCGUUUACGGCCCCUUCACAAGGCGCCAGUCCAUUCGCGGGUGACUCCGGUGACCUAGCGAAGCGUGCAAGCUACCAGCGACACGCCUCGGAAGAUUCGCUGGUGGCACCCAGCAUCCAGUCUCGAAGCGCUGGAAACCAGCGCAGUCCUUCUGAAGAGGACUCGGUGUUUGUGUCGUCUCCAACGGCGAUGGCUUCUGAGGGAGUGUCGCUACCCCCACCUCUCCAACCGGAGAUCAUUGCUCCUGCAGCUGCCCCAGCCCAAUUCCCCCCGCCACCUUCGAGGCAGUCCCCCUCGCGGCAGCCCCCGCCCGUUCCCCCUGCCCGGCAAAUCCCGGCACCCUCCCGACAAGAUUCGGUGCAGCUGAGUGACGACCAGUUUGCAGGCAAUCCGGCCCCCAUCCCCCGCCGCCGCCAAGCAUCCAACAGCAGCGGAUUGUUUGUCCCGCGGGAGUACACGGGACGUCCCGGUGACCGUCCACAGAGCUUCGUGUCCUCCGAUGUGUCCGGGCUGAAUCCGCCGUCGCCUGCAUUCCAUUCUGACGGAGGCAGGCCGAAGAGCAUCGCCUAGUCGGCCUCGUUUACGUCUCCAUCUCUCACUUAUCUACUAAUCUUGUUGGACAACUCGCAUGGAUUUCUGUAUUGCCCAGUUACUUAUGAAUAAAGUGCUACUACACAAAUGCCAUCUCGUAUCUACUGCUCCCUCGUCUGGUCGUCGUCGGCUUCUUGGGCGGUGCGGCGGCGACAUCGCCACGUUUGCCCUGGGCGAGGGCCACUCGCUGCAGCUUCUCCCAUUCCCGCACUUCGCUGCUCUGAUCUCUGGUUUUAAUGAAUUGCACAGCCUCGUUGACGGCAGCCGCCGCCUUUUGCACAUGGAAGCCCCAGUUCUUCCGUGUCCUGGGAGCCACGUCCUCGGGUUCCACGAAGAGCCCGGCCACGUUAUAAUGGAAAUGCGCUACGAUGCGCAGACACUGGCGGACCGCGGCAGGAUUCUCCGUCGCCAGUGCGGUCCGAAGGAGCAGUGACAUCGUCUCAGGUGUCGGGACCAAGCCUUGUCUCCGCGUUCGAGGCACGGCUCGCACGGCUCCAUCCGCAAAGUCGUGAGCAUGGUACCCCGUCAUCUGGCUGAACACCUUGGAAGCCGAAUUCCAGUCUUUCGUGCGCCAGCAGAGCGUCAAAGCGAGAUUGAAGGUCACGGUGCCGGGCCGGAUCUUAUUCCCAGCGCGCAGGGAUACUUCCUGGGCAAACUCAAGGAGCUCGACGGCCGCCCUUGCAGUCUGGGGUUCCCGAGCGAGAUGCGCCCGGAGAAGCUCUUCGAUGUGCGCACGGUCAACGAUGUCCAGCCCCCCGCUCGCAGCCGGCCGCCGUUUCACCUGUUCGAAGAAGUGGAUCGCAUCAGCUGGCCGGUCGCUCGCGUUGCAUAACGAAAGGAUCGCAGCAAAGCUCUGGGCAGUCAGUGGCAUCAACCCUUGAUCUGCCGGUUGCCCAUCGCCCUUGAGCCCCAAAUAUUGCUCUGCGAUCUGGAACGCAAGUUUGUGCUCGGGUUUUUGACCCCGAGAAAGCGUAGCGAUCGCAGCGGUCACUAGAAACGAGUCGACCUCGAGCCCCGACUCGCGCUUGGCUGUGACGACCUCUGCCCACAGCACCCUCGCGUCCGUGGCGUUUUUAGCCAGCUGCGUUGCGGACACACCCGCGUUGGAUGCAGACAGCGCUUUGAACAUGGCCGUAAAAAUGUACUUGUUUGAGGCGAUAUUUCCAUCCUCCAGCCAGGUAUGAUAGAGCACGAAGAUUUCAUCGAAUCUGCCGGCGUUGCCGAGGAUAGAGAUGUAGCCGGACAGCGCAUCCACCCCAAGUUCGGGAUCGUGCGGGUCCUUCUUCUUGAGCAUCUCGAUAUGCCGCUGGUAGAACUCGUAGAGCGAGCGAACAUUCGACAUUUGCUGUGUGUGGGAUGCCCAGACUUCUAUGCGCGCAUACCCGUUGAACAUGGUCUGGAACGUCCUUGUCGUCGGGACCAUGCCACGGCGCUUCAUCUAGACGCAGCCAUUAAAGCGAGCGCUUGAAUGGCACAAAAAGAGCAGCUCACAUCCACAAAUAGAGCAUACGCGGACUUGAACCGCUUCGCCUUCAUGCACUCCCAAAUCAAUGUGUUCCACACGGGCGUGUUCUGCGCCGCCAAGGGUGCAUUCUGAAGCAUCUGUAUAGCAACAUCGAUCCUAUCCUGUGCAGCGAGAUUCUUGAGCCGUUGCGCUAGAACGUGAGGUUGUAGCAGGCGCAUAGUGCCAUCCUUUGACUGGUUGCUGCUAUUGACGGGCGUGGCGUCCGAGUGCCGGGAGCGGAAGCGGGGAUUAACGUCGCGUUUGGUUGUCGGGGCGGGCUCCUUCAUCGCGCGGGUAAGGUAGCGAGGGGGUUUGGACGCGGAGUCUUUGCGGGCUGUUCCACUUUUGGACCACCUCGCCUUCUCUUUGGCACCGCCAGCAGCAGACAAGGUGGCAGCAUGGUGAAACGAGGCGGUUGAUGAGCUCUGCGCUGGAAGUGGACUGCUGCACGAUGCUAAUAGAGUGGGGCGGGGACGGAGGCUGAGAACGCUCUGGCGAAGCAUGCAAAGGAAGCGCCGGAGGAAAAACUCGUCGCGAUCACGUGUGAUGCAUCGCGUAAUUAGGAUGGUCACUUGGACACCAGUCCGCGCUGAUUCGCGCAAAGCUCGGAAAAAAGAAGGGCUCCACGUCAGACCCGUGCUACCGCCAUAAAGAGGUUCGGAUCUUGUCGAGGCCGCCCCGCUCUGGAUCUGACUCUCUCCUCCUCCAUGUCGCGCGACUUGUGGAUUCUGCUCUUGUUAGCGUGCUACGCUGUUGCGCUGCCAACGUGGGGCGGUCUCAAUUCGCACAGCGAUUUCAUUGGAUCGCUCGUGCCCUGGACCACCCCGAUCCAGAUUAUGGGUCCACAGCUCGUGAUGAAUUCGCGAUAUGCGGUCCAGCACUUGACAAGCCACGUCCCUGGAGAGUCGGGGAAUCUGACGGCGAUGCUCCUUCCCAACAACCCGCCGCUGUUCGCUAUCAGCAAGAACCAGCUCUGGCAGAUCACCAACGAGACGACCAUCUUUCCGGUAGCCAUCAAGAAUACAAGCCACUCCGAACGCGUCCCACCGCUGCAGCUUGUGUUGGGCAAGCAGCCUGCAUCAGCCAAGAUCGUGACCGGGGGCACGUGGUUUUGGAAGGGAGCGAUGCUGCGGUACGUGCUGGACGUUCCGGGACCCAACGGAGGGACCAACAACGGGGUCUUCUACACCUGCCCGGACGAAGGUCGGAUCAACGGCAUCUACAUGUUCCUCACCCCAUCGCCGACACCACCAGACUGCCAUAUCGUAACACUACACAGUUUUGCCUCCCAUGUUAAUGAAUAAUCGAUUUUACGUUUACU